CAAACAGGCGUGAACAGUUAUAUUUCCUUCUUUUGGUCGAUUUGCUCUUCUACCAAUGAAAGACGAAUCGAAGAAAUUCUUCUAAAUUUGCCGUUUUCAAGACUAGAAGAUGUUGAAAUUUUUGUUGCUAGCAAAUAAACAAGGGCACGUCAGACUCACAAAAUAUUAUGAGUACAGUGAAAUUAGUGAACGAACUACCCUGGAAGCCGAUCUAAUUCGAAAAGUACUAGCAAGAAGCGAGAAUCAGUGUUCAUUUUUGGACUACAGAGACUACAAAGUAGUGUACAGACGCUAUGCCUCAUUGUAUUUUAUGAUUGGAAUCGACCAUGAGGAAAAUGAGAUGGCUAUCCUGGAGUUUAUUCAUCUAUUAGUCGAAGUCAUGGACAUGUAUUUCAAUAAAGUUUGUGAAUUGGACAUUAUGUGUAAUUUGGAGAAGGCACACAUGAUAUUGGACGAGAUGAUUUCUAACGGAUAUAUUGUAGAGACAAAUAAAUCCCGUAUAGUACCGGUAGUAGUAGCUCUCCUCAAAACAGUUUAG
This is a messenger RNA of Saccoglossus kowalevskii, 538 nucleotides long. RefSeq lists its product as uncharacterized. Gene Ontology annotation, biological process: intracellular protein transport; vesicle-mediated transport. Gene Ontology annotation, cellular component: membrane coat. The record is from RefSeq and is a predicted model, not a curated record. Lineage: Eukaryota; Metazoa; Hemichordata; Enteropneusta; Harrimaniidae.